AAAGGGUCACAGAUUUGUUUCGAACUUUGACGUUACUGAACACAGGUGUUUCCAAAGGUCUCUGACAUUGUUGAUGGCCUCAGAGCUGAUUGAUUUGACCAGACUGGAACUGAUAGGAUUAUUGAUCACAUUGAUCAGGUACCUCUAACCCACCAAACAUUAUCGGAGGUCGGAGUUCACACCCUGCUGGAAGUUUCUGGAUUAUACUUUUUUUGGGGGGGGUAGACUGCUGAUUGGUUAAAGAACGUGUUUGGAGCCUGCUGGUUGAGUGUCUCAAAAUAUCCACCCCAGAACUGAUGCACGAACACGAGGCAAGGGCGACUGGAGGCCACUCCCACCUUGAGGUCUCUGUGACAAUGGAGUCCCCGCCGCCGCCACCUCCUCACAUCGUCCCCAACGGCAACCCUCGCGGCAACCCGUCCUCAUCAACAAUAACGGACCACAUCCCUAACACCAAGCAUAACCAGGACGACCGGCGGACUAGCGGAGCUAGCGGCAAAUCCAGCCGACUGAUCCGGUCGCUUAGCAACGGUCUCCGGAAACACAGUGACUACGUCAAGAUUUCGGUACCGGAAGGCCGUAGCAACCGGUUGCCGCGGGAAUGGUGGAAAACAGGGGUGGCGUUUGUGUACGCUUUAUUCAACCUCAUCCUGACCACCGUCAUCAUCACCGUCGUACAUGAACGGGUACCGGAUAAAUCGGUCAGUCCCCCGUUACCGGAUAAGUUCUUUGACUAUGUGGACCGUGUACCGUGGGCGUUUACGGUAACAGAAGUCAACGGGAUGGUGUUGGUGGGACUCUGGUUCAUACAGUGGCUCUUCCUCAAACACAAGUCCAUCAUUGGUCGAAGGUGUUUCUUCAUGAUUGGAACGUUGUACAUGUACCGUUGUAUCACCAUGUAUAUCACCACGCUGCCUGUACCUGGCAAACACUUCACCUGCGCUCCCAAGCUUUAUGGUGACUCUGAAGGAAUGGUGUGGCGUAUCCUGGGUCUGAUUAGUGGAGGAGGCCUGUCAAUCACCGGGGGGCAUCUCAUGUGUGGAGACUUCCUCUACAGUGGACACACUGUAACCCUCACACUGGCAUACCUGUUUAUCCAAGAGUACUCCCCCAAGAAGAUGUGGUGGUACGUGUGGUUGUGCUGGUUGCUAAGUGCUGUGGGUGUGGUCUGUAUCCUGAUUGGUCAUGAGCAUUACAGCAUUGAUGUUGUCUUCGCCUACUUUAUUACAUCACGCCUCUUCUGGUGGUAUCACACCAUGGCCAACACACAGGCUCUGCGCGGGGCUUCCAACAACUACCUGUCAAGGACCUGGUGGAAUCCCGUGUUUCACUUCCUGGAGCGUAACGUCAUGGCAACCGUUCCCUGUGUGUUCUCCUGGCCCGUCUCUCUGCCCUCUGCAUGGUGUAACAUUAACCCCUGCGAGAGAUACUCCAUGGUAGAGGGGGAUGGGAACAGAGACGAGUAGAGGGGGGAGAGGCCUGUCUCUGUCCUCCUUGUGGUAACAACAACUCCAUGGUAGAGGGGGAUGGGACCAGAGACCCAGACCGAGAGACCCAUCUUUCCAUCCCUCCCUCCUCUGAUGGGAACAGAGACCAGUGAUCCAUCUUUCUAUCCAUCCCUCCUCUGAUGGGAACAGAGACCAGUGAUCCAUCUUUCUAUCCCUCCCUCCUCUGAUGGGAACAGAGACCAGUGACCCAUCUUUCCAUCCCUCCCUCCCUCUGUUCACGGAUCACAGGCUGUAGUCUGUAAUGAAAGAAACCUUCCUGAAGGUCAUCACUACCCCUGGAGUUCUUCAGCACGGACGCUACAGGCUAACACACCUACGUAGGGGAUAGGGGUGCACUACGUAGGGGAUAGGGGUGCACUGCGUAGGGGAUAGGGGUGCACUGCGUAGGGGAUAGGGGUGC
Molecule: messenger RNA, 1908 nt
Organism: Salvelinus namaycush (lake trout)
Lineage: Eukaryota; Metazoa; Chordata; Actinopteri; Salmoniformes; Salmonidae
Product: phosphatidylcholine:ceramide cholinephosphotransferase 2-like
Exons: 6
Coding region: 297-1466 (389 amino acids)
Biological process (GO): ceramide biosynthetic process; sphingomyelin biosynthetic process
Cellular component (GO): Golgi membrane; endoplasmic reticulum membrane
Molecular function (GO): sphingomyelin synthase activity; ceramide cholinephosphotransferase activity
Source: RefSeq, a predicted model, not a curated record